AUGGCUGCUUCGGCAGAGACCAGUAUUUCACGUUUCUUAUCUUACUUUGCGCACGCUCGUGGGAAGAGGAACACGGUGUUCGCACUGGAGCUCGCAAGACGGUAUACUAAUGAAGGAAUCGUUUCUAUCUCUUUAAACCCGGGCAACAUACGAUCGGAUCUAACUCGCUACAUCCCUCGCGUCGGCCAAUCAUACUGUGUCCAACAUGGUGCUCUCACUCAGCUGUACGCAGGGACGACGGCUGAAGGCGCAGAGCUCAAUGGCAAGUACCUGAUUCCCUGGGCUAGAGUUGGCACGCCGCUAGCGGGCACGCAGGACCCAGAGCUUGGAAGGGCGCUAUGGAGUUGGCUCGAAGAGCAGCUCGUGACGUGUGACCCAUGUGACAGCCUUGCAGAAAUGUUCGGGUUCGAUUCGUCAACGUUUCAUGACUGCUUCGGCCUCGGGCACGUCGAUGAGGCUCACCGAUAG
Serpula lacrymans var. lacrymans S7.9 is the source of this 468-nucleotide messenger RNA. RefSeq lists its product as uncharacterized. The coding region runs from base 1 to 468 and encodes 155 amino acids. The record is from RefSeq and is a predicted model, not a curated record. The transcript is spliced from 5 exons. Lineage: Eukaryota; Fungi; Basidiomycota; Agaricomycetes; Boletales; Serpulaceae.